UCAGUGCAUCGCAGCCUCCCGCGCCGAAAGCAUCGUCCGCUGCCACCGCUGACUCUCGCACGCUCGUUUUCUCUCGAGUCUACGACUCAUCGCUCUUUUACCGUAGUAUGUGAUCUGCUGUUGAAGAUGCCACCUCUCACUAGAAGUCACGUUCUUCUUGCGUUGUGCCUGUCGUUUUUCCCGCUAGUCAAGUGCCAGUACCCACCGCAGGAAGUGGAGCCCGAGUUUCUGGCGCCCCUCGAGAACCACACCGUCUCCCAGGGAAGAGACGUCUCCUUCACCUGCGUAGUCAAUCACCUGGGUCCCUACAAGGUUGCGUGGAUCAAGGCUGACACUAAGGCGAUUUUAGGCAUCCACAACCAUAUGGUGGCGCACAACCCGCGCAUCUCUGUCACCCACAACGGGCACAACACGUGGAAGCUGCACAUCCACGGUGUGCAGCGCGGUGACUCCGGCGAGUACAUGUGCCAAAUCAACACGGACCCCAUGAAGACGCAAAUUGGCUACCUCGAGGUCGUGAUUCCGCCGGACAUUCUGAGCGAGGACAGCUCUGGAGACGGGUUCGCCCUGGAGGGUGGCACCGUGCAGAUAAAGUGCAAGGCCACCGGCUUGCCCGAUCCCACUGUCACUUGGCGCAGGGAAGAUUCCAAGAGUAUUGUUCUGCGACAGGACGGCAGCCGAGAAAAACAAGUCGUGCGGACCGUCGAGGGUGAGGUGCUAAUGCUGACCAACGUGGCUCGCUCGGACAUGGGCAACUACCUGUGCAUCGCCUCCAACGGUGUGCCGCCGACAAUCAGCAAACGCUUCUCAGUCAGCGUGCAUUUCCACCCGAUGAUCAAGGUUUCUAAUCAAUUGGUGGCUGCCCCAGCAGGCAGCGACGUCACUGUCCAGUGCUAUGUGGAGGCCUCGCCCAAGGCAAUGAACAGUUGGCACCGAGAAACAGGAGAGAAGCUGGUGGAGAACGCUAACAAAUACAUUAUCACCGAAAACUCGAUCAACUCUUACUCGCUGAUGAUGAACCUGACCAUAAGGAGUCUGGAAAAGCGAGAUUUCGGUGGCUACCUAUGCUCGUCAAGCAACGCUCUUGGCAGAGUAGAGGCAGGCGUAAGGCUUCAAGAGCUCAAAUUACCACCAAUAACGACGACGCCCCCACCACCGCGGCCGCAGACGCCAAGCCACAAGGUUGUGGUGAAGCAGCACAAGGAGCGGCGGCGCAAGAUGAAGAAGCCCAAGCCUGUGGGCAACGACGAGGUGAGUGGCGAGGAGGACGAUUCCGAGGAGGCCACGAGUGCGGGGCCACCGGCCCUGGACACGCACUUCCCGCAGACAACGCAGGUGGCCGACGCGAGGACGACGCGGCCGCCGUCUUGGGUGAUGCACAGCAACGUCAGCGGGACGCCGGUCCCCGUCAGUCUUCCUGUGGCGCUGUUAUCGCUCGCGCUGACCACCCUGAAGGUGCUCUCCGCGUAAUUCGGAACGCUCGAGAUGUGUCUGUGCGAGUGGGGCCUUCGCCAUGCAUUCGGACUGGCGUGUUUUUUCCAACGCGCACACAUUAUGCAUUGAAUCCCAAAAUUUGUGACGAGCUGAUUUAUAUAAAUGAAAAUCAACACGGUUAAUAUGCUUGACGCGCGUUUUCUAAAAGAUUUUGCGACAAUUUUCGUUCCUGCAGGAUGACAAUAAUAUGGAAUAUCAAAUGCGAGUCCUUUAUCAGGUUUUUUUUGUUUCUUGUGCGAUAUUCAUUAUUGUAAAGAAAAGGAUAUCUAUGAAAAGUUUGCAAGCUGAUCCUAAAGAGCUCGGUUUAUCCGUUUUAUGAAAUGAUUCUUAAGAGAAAGGUUAAAAAUAUGCAUAUUUCUGUUAAAUUAUUGAGACAAAAAAUUUUAAUUUCGUAGCAGAGCAUGCUCAGAACCUGACAACCUUUAAAAUUAGCCUAACUUGCUCCAACAAUGAAUAUUUCAUGGGAAUCCCUCGUAAAAGCAUUUACCAGUGAAAACAAUCGAUUGCAAACAAAAUUCUAAUUAAAAUCAUAAAAUAAAUGAAACGGUGUAAUAAAUAUAAACAUAAAAUUGCUAAACUAUACUGAAUGUCUGCACAUUCGUAUAAGAGCAGAACGAUAAACUUGUUAGACCUUUGCGCUUUUUUCGUGUAAUAAGCGGAGAGUGAAUGCGACGGUGGGUGUUGAGCGAAAAGAGAACAAAAGAUGUGAGGCAUACGUGUUGUUCUAAAUACCAAACCAACCCCCCAAAUUUAUAAAUUUGAAAAUUUUGUCAUCGUUCCCCUUUAUCGAUUUUGCUUUGAAACGGGAGCCGAAUCGCACUGACUCUUUAUUGAAUAAACAAAUUCCAUCGAGAUUAUGCAAUUUCGAAUCAGCUCAUAUUUUCCUGUAUAAAAACAUAUCUGAAUCGAAUAGGACAUUUUCCACCGCAGUUCAGUACUGUUUAUCAUCAUGUUUUUGGGCAUGAAUGACGAUUAAAGGACAAUAUACAAUUCCAUACCUAAAGGUUAAGGCGGGGAAGACAAAACACAUGUUAAACCAGCACUUAUUGAUGGACUAUGUAAUCAUUGUUGUUGCCACAAAUAAAAAUGAAAUGUUCGUUAUA
Molecule: messenger RNA, 2597 nt
Organism: Cloeon dipterum
Lineage: Eukaryota; Metazoa; Arthropoda; Insecta; Ephemeroptera; Baetidae
Product: lachesin-like
Exons: 9
Coding region: 127-1470 (447 amino acids)
Cellular component (GO): neuron projection
Source: RefSeq, a predicted model, not a curated record